AUGGGGUCGAGUGUUAGGAAAAAGAAGGAGAAAAAGAAGGACUUUCAGAAAGCCAAGCUGAAAGUCGGCAAGGCAAAGGAGAAACCUGCCAGCUUCACAGACACAAGCUUCAAGUCAAGAGCCAUUGUUGUUGCUCAAUCAUCCUUGACGGUUGAGGGACCAAAUCCCGUCGAGCAGUUCAAGCACUACUUGUCAAUCGCAUCUACUUCUCGCUCAGAAAACCAGCGCAGAGAUGCACUGGCUUUUUUGACCACCCAGUUAUCCCAUCAACCACCCAACAAUCCAGUUGGUACGCCAGCAAUACUGGCUAAGCUGCUCCCUCUGAUAGCGGAUGCCAACUCGGGAGUUCGCACCCAAUUGCACAAGCUUCUGCAGGCUCUCUCGCCGGCAGAUAUACAGCCGCAAGUGGAAAAGGUCUUGAUGUAUGUUCGGGCUGGUAUGACACACCUGUCGGCCGAUAUCAGAGAUGAUACGCUCAGUAUAAUGGAGUGGCUGCUCGAGAUCGCUGGUAGUGAGGUUGUCUCCUGUGCCGGUGGAUGGAUGAAGACUCUGAACGUCUUUUCCGCUAUGCUCGGCUGGAGCAGUAUCGUGGCUGCAAAUGCUGCUACUGCUGCUUCUGGAUCGGCAACCCGCAACAAGGGUUGGACCUCUGCGCCUAAGAGCACAUUCGGUGCAGCUAAGGGGGGCGCGUCAUACGCAAGGCAACUUCUUGCUCUCGCAAAGUUUCUUGAGAUAGGAUUUCGGCUAGAGGCUAGAGGAUCCGGAGGACAAGGAACCCUCUGGAAUAGUCUGUAUCGUCUUCCGCGGACCUCGAAUCCUUUUGGGUAUCUCAACCUUUUUGGGGCGCCAAGGGACGAGGACAGUGAGAUCUAUGCCGAUCGUGAGGACCGGCAACGAGUAUUUUUGAGGAAAUGGCACGCGGUCGCUAUAAAAGGCCUGGAAGAGGCCAGAAAGGAAGGGGGUGCGGUUGGUCGUGCGGGUGCAGUAUUAGAUCAGACACUAAAAGAUGGACUGGCGGAUUACGAUGACCAUAUAUCAUGA
Molecule: messenger RNA, 1041 nt
Organism: Pyricularia pennisetigena
Lineage: Eukaryota; Fungi; Ascomycota; Sordariomycetes; Magnaporthales; Pyriculariaceae
Exons: 3
Coding region: 1-1041 (346 amino acids)
Biological process (GO): rRNA processing
Cellular component (GO): nucleus
Source: RefSeq, a predicted model, not a curated record